AUGGCCGACAGAUACUCUUUCUCCCUGACCACCUUCUCCCCAAGCGGGAAGCUCGUUCAGAUCGAAUAUGCAUUGAACGCGGUCAACCAAGGUGUAACUGCCCUUGGAAUCAAAGCUACGAAUGGAAUCGUUUUGGCCACCGAAAAGAAGUCCUCCUCGCCCUUGAUCGACCCUCCCUCUCUCUCCAAGAUCUCCCUCAUUACACCCGACAUCGGCAUGGUCUAUGCCGGCAUGAGUCCUGACUACCGAGUGCUCGUCGACAAGGCCCGCAAGGUCUCCCACACCGGCUACAAGCGCAUUUACAACGAAUACCCACCGACCCGGAUAUUAGUGCAGGAUGUUGCCCGUGUCGUCCAAGAGGCGACCCAGUCCGGUGGUGUCCGACCAUAUGGUGUUAGCUUGCUGAUUGCGGGUUGGGACGAAGGCAUUGAGCCCGAGACAGCUCAGGCUGAGAAGGGGGAGGAGGAGGAGCCUAAGAAGGCCACCGGAAAGACAGGAGGCACCCUGAAGGGAGGCCCCAGUUUAUACCAGGUCGACCCCAGCGGCAGCUACUACCCUUGGAAGGCGACGGCCAUCGGAAAGCACGCCACGAGUGCGAAGACGUUCCUUGAGAAGCGUUACACCGAGGGCCUCGAGCUUGAAGACGCCAUCCACAUCGCUCUGUUGACCUUGAAGGAGACAAUCGAGGGCGAGAUGAAUGGUGACACGAUAGAAAUUGGCAUUGUUGGCCCUCCCGCCGACCACCUGCUCGGCUACGAAGGCGUCGAAGGAGCCCGUGGUCCCCGAUUCAGGAAGCUGACGAAAGAGGAGAUUGAAGACUACCUGACCAGUCUAUAA
Aspergillus mulundensis is the source of this 837-nucleotide messenger RNA. It is a transcript of the gene pre8, whose product is annotated as proteasome core particle subunit alpha 2. Gene Ontology annotation, biological process: ubiquitin-dependent protein catabolic process. The transcript has 5 exons. Bases 1 to 837 code for a protein of 278 amino acids. Gene Ontology annotation, cellular component: proteasome core complex; proteasome core complex, alpha-subunit complex. The record is from RefSeq and is a predicted model, not a curated record. NCBI's taxonomy places the organism in Eukaryota, Fungi, Ascomycota, Eurotiomycetes, Eurotiales, Aspergillaceae.